CCUCAUAAGCAGGAACAAAAGAGUCCGAGUCACCACUUUGCUGACCAUUGCUGCUUACUGCUGGCGGAGGCGAGACCUGUAGAACAUUCUUAAAGAAAGGAGAUUAUGAGAUUUCAGAACUACAGUUCAUGGCAAAGUUUGAAUAGCUCUUUAGUAUUACGCUGGGUUGCCGCUGGUUUAACCCCUUGCGUCUCACAGUGGUACUGAGGGAAAGACCGUCCACUAUCCAGAUGGCAUGACAGGAACAGGGGAACUUGUCAAAAGACUACUAGAAAUAUUAUUAUGUUAUAACGUAAUAGAUUGCGUAGCUAUUCCGUUAUUCAGGCUGCUGAUGCAGUACAGAAAGGGUUAAGGUAUUACAAAUGAGCGAGUCAGGCUUAAAAGCAGAGGUAAAGGAUUUCGGAAUUAAUUUGGAAAUACUUUCCUGACCAGGACGGACCUGGCAUACGUCUAUACAGCCAUUUUAUUGGAAUUGCCAGGUUGUGCGACAAAGAACUCAGUUUUAAGAUGCCGUCCUAUGCUGUUCUACACCGCUUCUACCAAAGCCUGACCAGAACAAAGAAAGUGUCCUUAGAGGGAACGGCAGGAUCUGAGCUGUGCCGCUGCUUGUCGUUGCUGGACCUGGUGGCACUGGGUGUAGGAAGCACCCUCGGGGCUGGAGUGUAUGUCCUGGCAGGAGAGGUGGCUAAGGUGGUCUCCGGUCCAAGCAUCAUCCUGUCCUUCCUGAUUGCUGCUCUGGCCUCUAUGCUGGCUGGACUGUGCUAUGCUGAGUUUGGGGCCCGGGUCCCACUGACAGGAUCUGCCUACUUAUACAGCUAUGUAACUGUUGGGGAGUUCUGGGCCUUUGUCACUGGGUGGAACCUGAUGCUUUCCUACAUAAUAGGCACCUCCAGUGUUGCCCGGGCAUGGAGCGCUACUUUUGAUGAGCUGGUGGGAAAGGAAAUUGGAAGUUUUUUCAGAAGAACAAUGCCCAUGGAUAUGCCAGGGCUCUCGGAAUAUCCUGAUAUCUUUGCAGUGUGUCUCAUCCUCCUACUUGCAGGCCUUCUCUCCUUUGGUGUGAAAGAAUCAACCACAGUGAAUAAAGUCUUCACAACCAUCAACAUAAUAGUCCUGGUGUUUGUUAUAGUCAGCGGCUUUGUAAAGGGUGACCUCAGAAACUGGGAGAUCACAGAGGAAGAGAUAAGUGACGCCAUACGGCGCAUAAGUAAUCAUUCUGCAGGUGGCAACAUAACUGGCACCUUCGGAGUUGGCGGAUUCAUGCCGUUUGGUUUUAGCGGCACUAUUGCGGGAGCCGCAACGUGCUUUUAUGCCUUUGUUGGAUUUGACUGCAUUGCCACCACAGGGGAGGAGGUGAAGAACCCGCAGCGAGCGAUACCACUGGGAAUCGUUGUGUCCCUCACCAUCUGUUUUCUGGCAUAUUUCGGAGUUUCGGCUGCUCUGACGCUCAUGAUGCCCUAUUACCUCCUGGGUUCCGAGAGUCCGCUGCCGGCCGCCUUUGAAUAUGUUGGGUGGAGUGUGGCCAAAUUCAUUGUGGCAGUCGGGUCCCUCUGUGCCUUGACCACAAGCCUCCUGGGAGCCAUGUUCCCCAUGCCACGGAUCCUCUUCGCCAUGGCCAGAGAUGGGUUACUCUUCCGACCACUGUCUCGGCUCAGCAGCCGGCAUAGUCCAGUCAUUGCCACCAUGGCUUCGGGCGUAGUGGCAGCUAUCAUGGCGUUCCUAUUUGAUCUGAAAGCCUUGGUUGAUCUGAUGUCAAUUGGAACCCUGCUAGCCUACACCUUGGUGUCUGCUUGCGUCCUGCUACUGAGGUACAAGUUAGAGACAGAAACUGUACAAACAAGCAACGGAGAAAUCCAUGACCAUUAUGAUAUCGGUGUACGGAAGCCACCAGUUCCCAGUCCGGCACGCUCCUCGAUACUAGUGGCACGGGGUGUGAUGACAUUAACCGUCCUGGUCUGCAUAGCGAGCGUGGUGUCUACAGCAGGAUCACGGUAUGUGUUAUCCGGCUCAUUUUGGUGUGUUACUCCGCUUGUCCUUUCUCUCUUUGGAAUAGCGGCGAUCACCAUCUUCAUCUGGAGACAGCCACAAAAUCAGAGUAAAGCCGCAUUCAUGGUCCCAUGUCUGCCAUUUCUACCAGUCCUUAGCAUCCUAGUUAAUAUUUACCUGAUGGCUCAGUUGAGUCUGGACACAUGGCUCCGUUAUGCCAUCUGGAUGGUACUUGGCUUCAUUAUAUAUUUUGGCUACGGCAUCCGCCACAGUGCAGAGAGGUUGAACAAGCAGAUUACGGUGAGCCAGGAACUGGGAGCCACUGCUGAGGAUAUGGGAUCCAAAUCACAGUUCUUUGAUAUUCAACUUGGUCAAUAAAUUACUAUAAAAACCUCGCUGACCAAACACUUUCUUAUAAAUAAAAUAAUUUUAUCUGUAACUUA
Molecule: messenger RNA, 2426 nt
Organism: Pseudophryne corroboree (corroboree frog)
Lineage: Eukaryota; Metazoa; Chordata; Amphibia; Anura; Myobatrachidae
Product: cationic amino acid transporter 2-like
Exons: 12
Coding region: 508-2361 (617 amino acids)
Biological process (GO): L-arginine import across plasma membrane; L-ornithine transmembrane transport
Cellular component (GO): plasma membrane
Molecular function (GO): L-arginine transmembrane transporter activity; L-lysine transmembrane transporter activity; L-ornithine transmembrane transporter activity
Source: RefSeq, a predicted model, not a curated record